UCCUUCAGCUUGUGAAGAAGUGAGCAGGGGAGACAAUGGCGCAUCAAGCAGGCUUGUAUUCGGAAAUUUACAGCAGGUACAUGCCACAUCUCCUCAUGGUACUUGCUCAGGUUGGCUACACUUUUCUCUAUAUUAUUACAGAAGCUUGCUUUAAUCAUGGGAUGAAUCCUCAAGUCCACAUAACUUAUCGACUCAUUAUAGCCGGCAUCGUGAUGUUACCUUUUGCCUAUUUCCUUGAAAGAAAAACAAGACCAAAGCUGACAUUUGCCCUUUUCCUGGAGAUAUUUGUUAACUCCAUCCUGGGGGUGAGUUUGACUCUCAACAUGUAUUUUGCAAGCUUGAGAUACACCUCUCCUACUUUCCUUGCAGCAAUUGUCAACACUAUAGCUUCUUUGACUUUCGUAAUUGCGGUUGUGCUCAGAAUGGAGGUUGUUAAUCUUCGAAGUCCUCGAGGAAUAGCCAAAGUUCUUGGGACAUCUGUCUCCUUGGUCGGUGUAACAACGAUGACAUUGUACAAGGGUCCUGCCAUAAAAAAUUUAUGGCAUCCUCUAGUCCAUAUUCAAGGAAAAUCCGCCAUUCAUGAGAAUUGGUUGAAGGGUUCAAUUCUUACUGUUGCAAGCUGCAUGACUUGGUCUAUCUGGUACAUCAUGCAGGCAUUUACAUUGAAACGAUAUCCAGCACCACUGUCACUAACUACUUGGAUGAGCUUUGUUGGGGCUGCACAAUCAGCCAUCUUCACGGUCAUUGUGGAGCAUAAACCAGCUGCUUGGAUAAUUGGAUUCAAUAUCGACCUCUGUGCUACUGUAUAUGCUGGAGUGGUGUGCUCCGGUUUAAUAAUGUUCAUUCAACUCUGGUGCACGGAAGAGAAAGGGCCAGUCUUUGUGACUAUGUUCAAUCCCCUUUCAACCAUACUGGUGGCUAUUCUUGCAUACUUUGUCCUCGGUGAAAAGCUUUACACUGGCAGCAUUUUAGGGGGAGUAAUUGUCAUCGUUGGCCUGUAUUUACUGCUGUGGGGUAAAGAUCGUGAUCGGGAACCUCAAAUUGGAAGAGAAGGGGCAACCUGACUUGGUCCAUGACCACAAAAACAACUCGGAAGCACACAAAACCCUUUCAGCUGAAGGGUAAGGAUCGCAAUGCGAACCUUGAAGAGCAAAAGAGGAAUUCCAUGAUGUGAUCAUGUUAUAGAAAUUUGCAAAGCAUAUCUUUAUAACUUCUUCAUCCCAAAGCAUAAAAUUCAGAAAUUAUGAACACGCUAUUAAGUUCGUAUAACAGCAGUAAACUCCAAAGACAAGUAAUACAAAAGAAUUAACUGCUGCGGAACUACAAACUAUUAACCAUAGCGAGAUUCCAGCUAAAGCUAUGUGAGAGAGAGAGAGAU
Molecule: messenger RNA, 1378 nt
Organism: Durio zibethinus
Lineage: Eukaryota; Viridiplantae; Streptophyta; Magnoliopsida; Malvales; Malvaceae
Source: RefSeq, a predicted model, not a curated record